AUGUGGAGAAGACUCUCUACACAGCUCCGAACCCUUGCACCCGCCCGAUCUGUUUACAGACCUCAUCGAUUCAUCACCGGCACCGUCACAUCUUCUCCGUCACCGGCUACUUCAUCACUCCGGCACGUUGUUACUAUUUUUUCUCGCCGCUUUAGUUCCGAAUCAGGAGAAAAUGUUGUCUCGAAGAAGAAAGUUGAGGAUGUAAUGCCUAUUGCGACUGGACACGAGCGUGAGGAGCUUGAAGCUGAGGUUGAAGGGCGGAACAUUUUGGAUAUUGACCAUCCUGUAGGUCCUUUUGGUACAAAG
Messenger RNA from Ilex paraguariensis (yerba mate), 306 nucleotides. The record is from the annotation of a GenBank genome assembly. Lineage: Eukaryota; Viridiplantae; Streptophyta; Magnoliopsida; Aquifoliales; Aquifoliaceae.